AUGUUUUAUUACGUUUUAUUCUUCGAAUUUCUUACUUUAUCGGCAAUUAUAGCAGAUCCAGCUGUACCACCAAAUGAUCCUAAUCCUUAUGCAUAUCCAUUACGACCAUCGUAUGAUCAUUACGGAUAUCGUCAAGCACAAUCGCAAGAAAAACAAGUGCAAACACCUUCACCUUAUUUAAAUAAACGAAAUCCAGAUAGCGAUUUGUAUCCAAGUUCUCAACAAUCAUAUUCUUCAAUUGCAUCAUCUUACGGAGGUACUCGAUCAAGAUCAUCGGCUAAUCAAUGUAAAUUACAUAUAAAUUGUCCAAAUGCAAGAAAUCGAGUUACACUUGAUAUUCAAGGACCAGCUGGACCACCUGGUCCACCAGGCAAACAAGGCAUGCAAGGUCCAAGUGGUCCACCAGGUUUACCGGGACCACCAGGUCGUGAUGGUUAUUCAAACAUAAAAUCUGCAUUUUUCGUUGCAUUAAAUAAUACAUAUGUUCUACAAUCAGAUUCAUCUAUAAUCGUUUGGGAUGAUAUAUUAUUAAAUAAAAACAAUAAUCUUAAUAAUAAUACGGGUAUUUAUUAUGCACCAAUAAAUGGUUUAUAUGAAUUUAGUUUAACUGUUUGUGUACCAGCUAAUCAUAUUGCAUCUGUAUCUUUAUGUAAAAAUGCCGAAAAUGUUGUACCAUUAUGGGUUGAAGGUUAUUUAACAGCUGUUAAAAAUCAAAAAGUACCUGUUUGGAAUACAGCAUCAACAACAAUUAUUUUAUUUUUAAAUAAAGGUGAUCGAGUUUAUAUUCGAGCUCAAUCACGUGAAGAUGGAGAUUAUAAUUUUAAAACAUCAUUAUAUGGUUGGCGUUAUACAACAUUUGGUGGAGUUUUAAUUCAUGAAGACAAUUGA
Rotaria sp. Silwood2 is the source of this 888-nucleotide messenger RNA. The record is from the annotation of a GenBank genome assembly. Lineage: Eukaryota; Metazoa; Rotifera; Eurotatoria; Philodinida; Philodinidae.